GCAAUUGAUGAAGUUGGUUCUCUAAACCUUAAUCUCACACUUUCUUCUCUCGGCAAUUUCAAUUGCUGCUCUGUAAAGAAUUGAAUUCUUGGUAUGAUUUCUGUGGGGUUGACGGGUUGAGUUUUGAAAAUAUAUUUUUGUCUUUUUUCAUCAAAAGUUAACGGUAAAAAUGGGCAAGGAAGACUUCCCCUUCUCCUUCCAAGAAAAAAUUUCGUUUCUCUGUCGCGGGUACUAAUAUUAUGUAAUAUAUAUGAACAUUUCUCUCUAUCAAUUAAACCUACAAAAAUAGUUUUGUGUUCUGUACCGCAGUAGUUUUUUUGGCUUAAACUUUAGAGUUUAGACUUGCAGCUUCUCCUCAAUUGAAUAUUCGAGUUGUAAUUUAAGGCUUGCCUAAAUUGUAUUGUACGCUUUGGAGGGGUUGAUUCGAAAGGUGCCAUGGAUCUUGAAUUGCCAAUGGACAAAGUAUCUUUCGCACCACAUUCCACUUGGGACGAUAACAAGAUGAAUAUUGUUCUUGUAGCCACUGGCAGUUUCAAUCCUCCAACUUUUAUGCACUUGCGUAUGUUUGAGCUGGCAAGAGAUGCAUUGCAUUCAGAGGGCUACCAUGUUAUUGCGGCCUAUAUGUCACCUGUUAGCGAUGCAUACAAGAAGCCGGGCCUCAUAUCCUGUGAACAUCGUUUGCAGAUGUGUAAUUUAGCAUGUGAAACUUCAGAUUUCAUAAUGGUCGAUCCAUGGGAGGCAAACCAAAGUACCUACCAACGCACUUUGACUGUCUUGAAAAGAAUCGAGAGUUAUUUUAUCAAUCGUAUAUCCAGGGAAACCCUCAAGGUCAUGCUUGUCUGUGGUUCUGAUUUAGUCCAAUCUUUUAGCAUUCCUGGAUUUUGGAUUCGUGAGCAGGUAAGUACAAUAUGCAAAGAGUAUGGUGUGGUUUGCAUUCGCAGAGAAGGGCAAGACAUUGAGAAAAUCAUAUCUAGUGAUGAAAUUUUGGAUGAAAAUAGAGUUAAGAUUAAAGUAGUCGAUGAACUUGUACCAAACGCAAUAAGUUCAACAAGAAUAAGGGAAUGCAUUUCCAAAGGGCUGUCGAUAAAAUACCUUACUGUUGAUGGAGUGAUAGAGUACAUUAAAGAAAGAAAAUUGUACAAGAACUCAAAUGAUAAACGCUGAUCUCUAACCAUCAUAUUGCAUAAAUAUCACCAUAUGAUUCUUAAAGAAAUUCAUCCCUAUCGAUUAAAGAAGCACUGUCUACUAUUUGAAUCAUUUAUGCACAUCAAUAAGCCACUGUUCUGUGUGUUAUAAUGUUAUUAUACACCAUACCAGAUAAGCCUUUUACAAAGUAGUCCUCUUGUCUUCUUUCUCUGGAACGAGGGCAAUGUAGAAUUUUCAUUACAAUAUGUGAAUCCUUUGUGUUUUUCUGAAUAUCAUCUAUUUUUUGGUCUCGUGUUUA
Jatropha curcas is the source of this 1444-nucleotide messenger RNA. RefSeq names its product nicotinate/nicotinamide mononucleotide adenyltransferase (gene NMNAT). NCBI's taxonomy places the organism in Eukaryota, Viridiplantae, Streptophyta, Magnoliopsida, Malpighiales, Euphorbiaceae. The record is from RefSeq and is a predicted model, not a curated record. Gene Ontology annotation, molecular function: nicotinate-nucleotide adenylyltransferase activity; nicotinamide-nucleotide adenylyltransferase activity. Gene Ontology annotation, biological process: NAD+ biosynthetic process.